Molecule: messenger RNA, 432 nt
Organism: Trypanosoma brucei brucei TREU927
Lineage: Eukaryota; Euglenozoa; Kinetoplastea; Trypanosomatida; Trypanosomatidae
Exons: 1
Coding region: 1-432 (143 amino acids)
Source: RefSeq, a predicted model, not a curated record
AUGCAGGUGACAACUAUUUUCAUCAAGUGUAGUGUGAUGGGCGAGGAGGUACUGUCAGUUCUGAUAGUUGUGGUGUCGGUUGUGGUCGUAGUCACAGGAACUGUGUUUGUCGCCAGUGCGGGUUUCCUUCGCAUAUCCUUUGGUGCAUUGAUUGUCUCCCUGUCCUUCUCAUUGGUGUUUUCGACCCUUUCCUCCAUACUUCUGGAGGCAUCGGUGAAACUACCACAGGAGUCUUUCCCCGUUGCUCUCCUGAGGGCAAUACUCUCCGCUGCUGGAAAGCAGACGGUUUCCGGUAUUGCGCUGCUUGCCCUUCUGUUUGUUGUUGCUGCUGCAGCCGCGCGAGCCUGUGGGUUGCUGGAGGAUAUCCAGAUUCUGUUAGACGCGCACAAGGCGUUUACUGACGAAGGUGAUGCGGAAAUUGUCCAGCGGUAG